This is a messenger RNA of Lactuca virosa, 741 nucleotides long. The record is from the annotation of a GenBank genome assembly. NCBI's taxonomy places the organism in Eukaryota, Viridiplantae, Streptophyta, Magnoliopsida, Asterales, Asteraceae.
AUGGAUGCUAUUAUUCAAAGUAUUCAUCAUGCUAAUGAUGAAAAAGGUGUUAAGGAUGUUGAACCAGACCUGACAAAAACACUUGAUGAGGUUGAAGAUACAAUGGAUGCUAUUCUUAAAGGUACUGGUGAAAAAAGUCAAUCUGAGAAUGAGGGUAAUCCUGAACCUGAAUUCACUGAAGGAAAUGCAAGUGAUGUUCUCCCAGAGAUGGUGAUGCUAGAUCUAGAAAGUGUAGCAGACCUACUUGGGGCAGGAUAUAGCAUGGCUGAAAUAGAGAGCAUGAGAGGGGUUCAAGUUGAAUUGGAUGAUAUGCCACCAGUUGAGAUGGAUGUGAAUGAAGUUGAGCAUAUUCCAUAUGGUUAUGGUGUGAUGGAAGGAAAUAAGGGUGAGGGUGAUGCUGCUGAUGAUGUUGGUGAAGUAGCAGGUGAUGGUGAGGGUGAUGGUGAUGGUGCUGGUGAGGGUGAUGGUGCUGGUGCUGGUGAGGGUGAUGGAGAGGGCGAUGGUGUUGGUGAGGAUGAUGGAGAGGGUGAUGGUGAUAUUGAGGAUGAAGGUGGUGGUGUUGGUGCUGGUGAGGAUGAUGCAGCAGAUAUGGAGGGAAAUGAUGCUGAUGAUGAAGGGCAUGUACCACCUAGAAGGACAAGAAAUCCCUCAGAAAGGAUCAUCCUGCAAAAGCUGAAGAAACCUUGUUUUGACAAAGAUGGAAGGGGUUCCACAUCUAGCUAUCAUUGGGCAGUUGUAUAG